Molecule: messenger RNA, 979 nt
Organism: Rosa chinensis
Lineage: Eukaryota; Viridiplantae; Streptophyta; Magnoliopsida; Rosales; Rosaceae
Exons: 2
Coding region: 126-860 (244 amino acids)
Source: RefSeq, a predicted model, not a curated record
CGACACUAAAUCUAUCAACUUGCAUAGUUGCUUUAUAAAGCCCCGAAAACCAGCAGCUGCUUAAUCAAUUGAAAACCCUGACCCAUCAGCAGAAUCUCACUCUUCGAAUUUCACUUUGCGCUGCCAUGCACAAGCGACAGACCGGGCAAGGCCAAGCGCCACCAGCUACCCCGCCUCCGCCUCCGCCUCCACCUGCCCCGGAAUCCCAAUCAGAGAUGAGAUGGUCGCCGAAGACUGAAGAGGACAAAAUUAUCACCAAGCUUAUGGAUGAGAUCUCUGCUUCUCCUCAUGAUCCUAACUGCUCUAUAGUUCUUCGAGCCGCCCUGUCCUCGCUUCUCAAAACUCAAGAGAAUCGUGUUUCUCCCUCAAUUCAACAGAGGCCAUCCCCCUUCCCUAAAAGACAAAUCAGCGUGAGUGAUUCGGUCACCAUACUGAUCCAGGUGUUGGCUAUUAUCCCCCUGCUAGUUGGAUCUCCAACUAGUAAUUGGUUCUCCCCCACGCUGCAAGAGCAGAAGUGCACGUGUGCUAGUUCUGGGGAAACCCCAGACUGUCAGUGCAUCCCCGUUCCAUUCAUUAUCUUUCAGGGAGUGAUGACCAUCAUGUUUGCAAUUGUGCAAGUGUUGCUACACAGGAGGAUGAUAGGUGUUCAUCGGUUGAGCUAUAUAGUUUUUAGUUUCCCUAUCUUUUUAUGUUCCUACCUUUGGUUGGUGUUUACGAUCACUCCUGUGCACUUCCGGCUUUUGGUGUUUUUGAUAGACGUAGGGGUGGUUAUUACGGUGUCUGCGAUAGUUGUUUGCAUCAUAUACUGGAGGGCAAGAGCUUCUCCCACCCUUCCUGUGGAUGAGAUUUAUGAUAUUUAGAUACAGCUUAUGAGAUUGUGGAUAUAUUGAUUUAACUUAUGAGACUAAAUCCAUGUAAGAUAAAUACUCUCUUAUUUUAUUAGAUAAACAAAUCAAAUACUAUAACUAGUUUUUCAUGA